UCUUUGUUCCGUUAUUUUCAAUUGUUGUUGAUCAGUUGAUAACGUGAAACGUGCAUUGUUCUGAGUUAUAAUAUAGCUGAUCUUAACUUAAAAGUUAUGUAAUGAUGGCUCACUCUUUGAAAGAAAACGAGCAUCAUGGUGUUGAUUUACCUGAUAAUAACCACGAAGAGGAUAAAAGUAAUGUAAAGAACGGGUAUGCCAAGGAUCAACGUGAUGCGUUACCUGAUGCUUUAGGUAGUUCUAAAGGGAUUUAUGGUAAUACUGUUGCUCGAAUGCCAACAGAGAAGUAUGCUACCCAUUAUAAUAUGAAUCAUAAAAUUCGCGGAUUAGCUCUGAUCUUCAAUCAUGAAUUUUUUGAUAUACACAAUCUGAAGCCAAGGACUGGGACUGAUCAAGAUCGUAAAAAUCUAGAAGAAGUUUUGAGAAAACUUGGGUUCGAAGUUGUAGUCUUUCAAGACUUGAGGUACCAUGACAUCGAACUCCAGAUUAAACAAGCUACUAAGUAUGAUCACACCGAUCACGACUGCCUGUGUGUAGCCGUGUUAACACAUGGAGAUACAGGAAUUUUGUAUGCCAGGGACACGCAGUAUAAACCGGACAUUCUAUGGACUGGUUUUUCAGCCGAUCGUUGCCCUAGUCUUGCGGGUAAACCAAAAAUUUUCUUCUUGCAAGCUUGCCAGGGAGAUAAGUUAGAUGGUGGAGUAGUGUUGUCAAGAACUGAGACUGAUGGACACUUAGAAAUUGAUUCAUAUAGAAUUCCAGCUCAAGCAGAUUUCUUAGUUGUUUAUUCUACUGUGAAAGGUUAUUAUUCCUGGCGUAAUACAACAAGAGGAUCAUGGUUUAUUCAAGCACUUUGUGAAGAACUAAGAACAAAUGGUUUUGAUAAGGAUCUACUAACUAUAUUAACAUUUGUGGCACAACGCGUGGCUUUUGAUUUUGAAAGUAAUGUUCCUGACUCGCCCACAAUGCACCAACAAAAGCAAAUACCAUGUGUUAUGAGUAUGCUUACAAGAUUGAUACACUUUACAAGAGGGAAAGAAGGAGCGGAAGAAAUUCAGAAACAAGGCCAAAAACAAGAUAAACCUAAAGGCGUUUUUGGGGGAAUAUUUUCUAAGGGUAAAAAAGUUGAAAAUAUAUUAUAGUAGUAUGUUUUGUAGUAUUAUAAGUUAUACCCCAAAUUGUGUUGAUUAAUUGCAAUAGUAUUAUGUGAUUUUAAUUGUUCUGUAUUUAAGCCGUGCAAUGCAUGACAAAUAGUUCUGUGUUAUUGAAAUUAUAUGUACAUUUUGUACAAGACAAGUAGAUUCUACAUGUAUGUAUUGACUUGAUUAAGGAAACAAAUUCAUAGUUUAUUGGACUUUAGGCAAUUUUUAUAAUGUAAAAAUUAAAUCUUAUGAGAUGUUUGUUUGGGGAAGAUAAAAAUACAUUAUGUAAAUUUAAACAAUGUAGUUAACAUUUUAGAUUUUGUAGUAUAUAGCAUUGUGAUUGCAAUUUGUGAAAUUGAAAUGUGCCAUUGUCUUUCAGAAUGUGUCUUAUGAAAGUCUAAUGUGUUACUGUUAAAUAUUGAAAGUAUCAACGUUUUUAAAAUUGUGUAUACAAUUCCAUUUACUUAAAUAUAUUCUUAUACCGAUCACAGUAGUGAUCUUUUGUACAACGCUGGCUGUAUUUUUACAUUACAUGUAUUUUACCCUUGUAUACACAUUUACAUUUUUAAAACAUAUUUAAUGUAGUUUAGCAAUAAAAUUUAAUGUACCUCUG
This is a messenger RNA of Zophobas morio, 1755 nucleotides long. Its product is annotated as caspase-1-like. The coding region runs from base 102 to 1142 and encodes 346 amino acids. Gene Ontology annotation, biological process: proteolysis; positive regulation of neuron apoptotic process; apoptotic process. NCBI's taxonomy places the organism in Eukaryota, Metazoa, Arthropoda, Insecta, Coleoptera, Tenebrionidae. The transcript is spliced from 6 exons. The record is from RefSeq and is a predicted model, not a curated record. Gene Ontology annotation, cellular component: cytoplasm.